Rhopalosiphum maidis (corn leaf aphid) is the source of this 2181-nucleotide messenger RNA. RefSeq names its product zinc finger MYM-type protein 1-like. Bases 1 to 2181 code for a protein of 726 amino acids. Gene Ontology annotation, molecular function: protein dimerization activity. The record is from RefSeq and is a predicted model, not a curated record. Lineage: Eukaryota; Metazoa; Arthropoda; Insecta; Hemiptera; Aphididae. The transcript is spliced from 5 exons.
AUGUCAAAAAGAACAUUUUUGAGUGGUUGUGAAAAACGAAAAAUAAAAUAUAUUCAUGAACUAGUUCAGGAUGAUGCCGAUGGACAAACAUUAACAUCAAAAUAUAAUAUUGAAACUGAACAAAACAAGGAUACAGAAAAUAAUGUUUGCGGUAUGGGCUAUGAACUAGACUUAAAAUCAGAUUACCCAACCGACCGUGGAAAAUUUGAUGAAGCAGUAACAGAUACAUUGAAAAGAAGCAUACUGAAAUUUGGCUCAUGUAGGCCUAGCAUAGAAUUUCCCAGGACUGAAAACAGAUGCUUUUCUUUACAUUAUUACUAUAUGGUAACAAAAGGUGGUUUAAAAAUUCCACGUGAUUGGCUAUGUUAUUCAGUGUUGUUAGAUGUGGCAUAUUGUGAAACGUGUUGGCUAUUCGCUGAUCGAAUGAGUGGGAAAUUCAAUAAAGAAUGGAUAGAAGGUGUGAGUGAUUGGCAACAUUUAUCCCAAAGUAUACAACGGCACGAAGCAUCCAUACAACACUUGUAUGCAUCUAAAGUUAGAUCUUUAUGGAUUAAAAACCAAACUAUAGAUAUAAAUAUAGAAAAUCAGUACUCUCAAGAGGCUAUGUUAUGGAGAAAUGUAUUAAAACGUAUAAUAAAAAUCAUUUUAUGUUUGACUGCCGGUAAUUCAGGAUUGCGUGGUAAUGAAGGUAGUUUGAAGAUAAAAAAUCCUAAUGAAGGUAAUUUUUUACGAACUGUUAAAUUACUUGCAGAGUUUGAUCCCGUCUUAAAUAAUAUAAUGAAUGACGAAAAACAAAACAUUAAGUAUCUCAGUCCAUUGAUCCAGAACGAAAUAAUAGAUAUUUUAUCUUCUGAUCUUUGUCGUAUAAUUUGUGAUGACAUUAGAUCAAGUUGUUUUUUCUCAGUUAUCAUAGACUCAACACAAGAUAUAACUAAAGAAGAUCAAGUUAGUCUUAUCAUUCGUUACACUGUUGUUGAUUAUGAAAAAAAGCAUAUAGAAAUUAGAGAAUCAUUUUUAGGAGGUCAGGGAUAUGAUGGAGCAGCUGUCAUGAGUGGUACUAACUCAGGUGUUCAAAAAAGAAUUCUUGAAAUAGUACCAAAUGCCACAUUUGUACAUUGUUGCUCUCAUAAUUUAAAUUUGGUCAUAAGCGAUGCUGCCAAAAGUACUAGAGAAAUAUCAACGUUUUUUGAAACUGUUCAAGAUGUAUACAAUUUUUUUAGUUCCAGUGCACCGCGAUGGUCUCAACUAGCUCUUGGAGAAGAAGAAAGUUCAAAAUUAAGAAAAAUAACAUUAAAAAAGGUAUGCGCUACGCGUUGGGAGGCACGCCACAAUGCAUUAUUUUCAUUGAAACAGCGUUUUGUGGAUGUUUUAAAAGCUUUUACAAGAAUUCAGUUAACUAGUACUAAAAAAGAUGAAAUUAAUAUAGCCACAGCUCUUAAAAAGAAACUUGAAUCAGCAGAGUUUGUUUUACUUUUAUGUAUUUGGGAAAAAAUAUUGAAGUCUUUGUUUGUUGUUUCCAAAAUUCUGCAAUCUGUUUCUAUAGAUUUACAACAAGCAUUUGAGCUGUUAAAAAAUGCGCAUGCAGAAAUUUCAAAACUAAGAGAUGAGUAUGAUACAUUUGUAGAUAACUCUAAAACUGUAUGCAAAUUUUGGAAUAUACCAUUUAUGUUUCUUCACAAACGUCAACGAUUUGCAACUAAGUUCCAUGAUGAGUUUGAUAAUGAUAGAAGGCUGACCGUAACAGAAGAUAAUUUUAAAGUGACCAUAUUUAAUCCUUUAAUAGAUACUACUUUACAAAAGCUCAAAGAGAGAUUUAUUGGCAUGCAAGUAAUUAAUGAUAAUUUUGGUAUAUUAAUACCAAACACAAUGAUUACAAUAUCAGAAGAAAAAUUGAUAGGAUCAUCUUAUGAUUUUAUAAAUAAAUACAGAGAUGAUGUCAACUCAGAUUUCACAUGUUAUUGUAUAUUUAUGACUAUUCCUGUGACAUCAGCUUCAGCAGAACGUUCAUUUUCCAAACUUAAACUGAUUAAAAAUUAUCUACGGAAUACGAUAUCACAAGAUCGACUAAACAAUAUUGCUGUAUUAAAUAUUGAGAGGCUUAAUACAUCACGAAUCGAUGUAGAUACUAUUAUUGAUAAAUUUGCUAAUGUAAAAGCUAGAAAAAAGAAUUUUUUGAAAUAG